This is a messenger RNA of Vespula vulgaris, 2537 nucleotides long. It is a transcript of the gene Phb1, whose product is annotated as protein l(2)37Cc. The coding region runs from base 433 to 1251 and encodes 272 amino acids. The record is from RefSeq and is a predicted model, not a curated record. Gene Ontology annotation, cellular component: mitochondrion; membrane. Gene Ontology annotation, biological process: mitochondrion organization. The transcript has 4 exons. NCBI's taxonomy places the organism in Eukaryota, Metazoa, Arthropoda, Insecta, Hymenoptera, Vespidae.
AUAAUAUAAAUUAAUAAAAGCGCGCAUCGUAACUGCCUCCGUGGCGCAAUUGGCUAGCGCGUUCGGCUGUUAACCGAGAGGUUGGUGGUUCGAGCCCACCCGGGGGCGGUUAAUCCUUUUUUUGUUUUGUUUUUUUAUAUGCUUUAUUAUAUUUAUCCAAAAAAUAUAAAAUUAUAUUAAUUAUUUCACAUAAAAUUAUAUUAUAUUAAACAAGAAAGAAGAUUUGUGCAAUUUUAGAUAUUUUUCAUUGACUGGUUAUAUUGUAAUGUAUUUAAUUUCCGCCACGAUGAAGAAUGGCGCUGUAGUCGGUUUCUCGUGUCCCCUUCUCGUAUAGGAUCCAUUUUUCUUUAUCAGCGCAUGUACGCCGCACGAGGAGAAAAGUGAUUAAUUCGAACUAGAAAGACAUCGUUUAUUACAUAUUUUGUAUAAAAAAUGGCAUCACAGUUCUUCAACCGACUAGGUCAAUUAGGAUUAGGAAUGAGUCUUGUUGGUACCGCUGUUAGCACUGCAUUGUAUAAUGUCGAUGGAGGACAUAGAGCAGUUAUUUUCGACAGAUUUGCUGGUAUCAAAAGUCUUGUGGUAGGAGAAGGAACACAUUUUUUAAUUCCUUGGGUACAAAAACCUAUUGUCUUUGAUAUACGUUCAAGACCACGAAACGUUCCUGUUGUUACCGGGAGCAAGGAUUUACAAAAUGUGAACAUUACACUUCGUAUUCUCUUUAGACCAGUACCUGAUUCGUUACCUAAAAUAUACACUGUUCUGGGUUUUGAUUAUGAUGAAAGAGUACUACCAUCUAUUACAACUGAAGUUUUGAAAGCUGUUGUUGCACAGUUUGAUGCUGGAGAAUUGAUUACUCAACGUGAAUUAGUCUCUCAAAAAGUUAGCGAAGAUUUAACUGAAAGAGCUUCUCAGUUUGGUCUUAUUUUAGACGAUAUAUCCAUCACACAUUUAACUUUUGGAAAAGAAUUUACACAUGCUGUAGAAUUGAAGCAAGUCGCCCAACAAGAAGCAGAGAAAGCUCGUUUCUUAGUAGAAAGAGCUGAACAACAAAAGAAGGCAGCUAUUAUUACGGCUGAAGGUGAUGCUCAAGCUGCUAGUUUAAUAGCAGAAUCUCUUGGAAAUGCUGGCGAUGGUCUUGUUGAACUUAGAAGAAUCGAAGCUGCCGAAGAUAUCGCAUUUAAUUUAGCAAACUCUCGACAAAUAACGUAUUUACCAUCUGGACAAAAUGUACUGCUGAACUUACCACAGUAAAGAGAAAGUAUGAAAUGAGCAGUAUAUAUAUAUAUAUAUAUAUAUCUAUACAUAUAUAUGUAUAAGUUAAGCAUUUACAUCGUAAAGAAAGGCAUUUUGGUGUUGAUAACGUAUUUGAAUGUGGCAAAAAAUUCCUUGCAAGUGUUGCAUAGCAGGAAUAUAUAGAAUUUCAUAAUACUUUAGUUAUUUUGCAAUUUGUAUUGUUUCUUUUUUUUAUAAUUAUAUAUACUCCUAUUCCUUUUAUCGAAUAUUGUAAAUAUCUUCCAAAAAAAUCUUUCUGUAUCGAAUUAAUAAUCUGGCCUAUCAUAUUUGGGUAACUAUUACUUUAUUUUAAAUAAUAGGAAAUAGUACAAAAAAAUUAUUCGUAGCAAAGAAAUAUUUUUUCGUUAUUUAAAAAAUACGAAUCACAUUAGAAUUACAAGAAUGAUAUUAUCUUGAAUCGACUAUUUUUUCAUAGUUUUGAUAUUCAUCGAUUAUUUAAAGAUAACUCUUGGAUACUGAUAGCAUCUUUACAUAAAUAUUUUUCAUAGUUUUAGCAAUUCUCGAAUUUUGUUGUAUUUGUAUAUUCAAAAGUAUUGUGAAUAAUGAAUGAAACAGGACUAAUAACACAGCAAUAUGCACACUGUUAAAAACUAAUUUGGCAUAAGAUCUACAUAAACAAGUCAUUUUCAAUUUGCCACUUUUGAAUAAAACCUAAGAGCAUGUUGAUAAAAUAAUAAUUGCGUAUAAAAAAUUAUACACUUGUUAAUGAAUAUCACGCUCUUAUAUUAUUGUUAUAAUACUGAAAUAUUCCUUUGAGAUAAUUUUGAUAUUUAUUAUAUAGUUUUCAUACGAAGCGUUCAUUCUCAAAAAUCUUAUUGCCUUUCUCACAUUCAAUAUGAUAUCUCUUUAAUUACAAGGUUCAUCGAAUGCUUCAUCUCCAAUUAAAUAUUUCUUCUCUUAAGAUCAUAAAGUUAGAAUUCUUUUACACGUCGAGAAGGUCGUGCACCGUUGUUCUUUGAUCGCUUAUUGCGACCGGUCGUGCAGCGAAUCACGAUGAUCAAUCAAGCAGCCGAAAUUGAUGAGAGAUUAUCUCAGUCGGUGUGCUUUCGUCUCGCGUCUGUCGGCAGAACCUGUUAACAGAGAAAACAAUCCAUCACAAUUUGCCGAUCACCGCGGGGUACCUUACACAGGUGGUCUUCGGUAAAAAUUCGAGUCAUAUCCAAGGAAAUUUACCGUAUAUCGUAACGUACAUAAGCUUCUGUAUAUAAAAUAUUCAACAAAUAUGAGAAAAGAUAUGAAAUUUA